AAGAACUUUGUCACAUUUCAGCUUGCCUGAGAGGAGGAGGAGGAGAGUGAUCUGAUCUCACAUGAUACGAUCCCAGAGCUGCAAUCUUAAAACAGAAUGUCCAGGAAGACGAAUAAGUGUAUUUCUGAGUCCAGCAAUAAUAUGGCUGAUGAAAAGAACCCUGCAGAGAAGACCGGAAUCGUUGCCUUGACCUACAGAAAUUUAGCUGUGGACAAGGAGUCUUUGUACCUGCAAACGUCCAGGAUGAUGUCUUCUGAGUUUUAUCUGCGUCCUGACUUGGACCACAGAGAUGAAGAAAAGACCUUCUGCCGGAAAUACUCCCCGAGUUUAAAAACUAUGAUUCCUAUCCGCCUGAAAAAAAGAUCUGUCAGUCCGGUGGAUGAUGCUGGGUUGGUCUCGUUCGCAACGUUUUCGUGGCUUUCGUUUUUAAUGAUCAAAGGAUGCAGGCAUGGCAUCGACAUAGACACUUUGCCCCCGUUAUCGUAUUACGACAGUUCGGAGGUGAACGCUAAUAGGUUUCGACUCCUUUGGGAAGCCGAGCUGGCAAAAUCUGGACCGGAGAAAGCUUCUCUCAGACGAGUUGCGCUUCAGUUUCAGAAAACCCGGAUUCUGACAGACAUCCUGGCAAAUUGUGUCUGCGUUAUUUUUGGUUCUUUAGGACCGACUCUACUAAUACAUAACAUCCUCCAGCACAGCGAAAGCGGCUCCACAGACCUACUUCGGGGGAUUGGCCUCUGUGUAGCGCUCUUUCUUGCAGAAUUGACUAAAGUAACGUUCUGGGCACUGGCAUGGGCUAUCAACUACCGCACCGCUAUCAGAUUGAAAGUUGCCGUGUCCACCGUGGCCUUCGAGAAUCUGCUGGCGUUUAAAACUUUGUCCCACAUUUCCUUUGGAGAAGUGAUCAAUUUGUUAGCCAACGACGGCUAUCGGAUGUUUGAAGCUGCCUUGUUUUGCCCCCUACCAAUCACCGUGCCUGUACUAAUGGUUGUCUGUGCCAUCUAUUCGUGUAUUAUUCUUGGUCCCACGGCACUCAUCGGAACAUUUGUUUAUAUUCUGUUCAUACCCUUACAGAUGCUCAUGGCUAAACUCACAGCCGUAUUCCGGAGAGGUGCCAUUUUGGUGACCGACCAACGAGUGAGGAUAAUGAAUGAGAUUUUGACUUGUAUCAAGCUGAUCAAGAUGUACGCUUGGGAAAUGUCCUUUGCAAAAACUGUCAGAGGCAUCAGGAAAGCGGAGAGGAAAAUAUUAGAAAAAGCGGGAUAUGUCCAGAGUGUGAACUCGGGCCUUGCGCCAAUUGUAUCUACCUUGGCCAUUGUCAUGACAUUUGCCUUCCACACCCUUUUGAAACAAGAACUCGUAGCCUCAGUGGCUUUCAGUGUAAUCGCAAUGCUGAACGUAAUGAGGUUUUCAAUCGCCAUUUUGCCUUUCUCUGUGAAAGCAGCAGCGGAAGCAAAUGUUUCUCUUAAAAGACUGAAGAAAAUUCUUCUCGCUAAAGUUCCUCCUCCCUAUGUGACCAACCUGAACGACUCUGAAAACGCCUUCGUGCUGGAGAAUGCCACGCUGUCCUGGGGAAGUCCGAGUGAACGCACUGCCACAUCCGGAGAGGCAACUAUCGCUAAUGGGAACAGCGCCCACAAAGGCCUGCAACCUGUCCUUUCCCACUCUCAGAUAUCAAUUCAACCAGCCAAGGAGAAGAAUGACGGCAUGGCCUUGCGCAAGAUCCAUUUUGCUGUAAAGAAAGGCCAGGUUUUAGGAAUUUGUGGAAAUGUUGGAAGUGGGAAGAGCUCGAUCAUAGCAGCAAUACUAGGACAGAUGCACCUGCAUCAAGGGACAGUUGCUGUGGAUGGCACUUUGGCGUACGUGUCUCAGCAGGCCUGGAUAUUUCAUGGGAGCGUCAGAGAAAACAUCCUGUUUGGGGAACCAUUUGAGGAGCAAAGGUACAAUUACGCUAUCAGUGUUUGCAGUCUGAAAUCAGAUAUGGCCAUUCUUCCAUACGGAGACAUGACUGAAAUAGGUGAAAGGGGACUUAAUCUUUCUGGAGGUCAGAAGCAGCGAAUCAGCUUAGCUCGUGCCGUGUACGCGAACAGAGAUAUUUACUUGCUGGAUGAUCCGUUGUCCGCUGUCGACGCACAUGUCGGGAAAAACAUCUUUGAAAAAUGCAUCAAAGAAGCUCUGCAAGGGAGAACGGUACUCCUAGUGACUCAUCAGCUGCAGUAUUUAGAGUUUUGUGAUGAAAUCAUAUUGCUAGAAGAUGGAGAAAUAUGUGAGAGUGGAACCCACACAGAGCUGAUGGAAGCGAACGGGCGCUACGCUCAUCUCAUUCAGAAUCUGCACAUGGAAGAAACAACGCCUCCAAGCAAUGAUUACAAAUUUAUUUCAAAUUCAGUGACAGGAACGCCAGAGGAAGUUCAGGAAAACACCACAGAACCAAAUGGCAAAGGAAUUGAAACCCCUGCUUUUGAUAGAUCUGAGGAAACGAAGCAGGAAUCCAAGAAGGACCCUGAAGAAGGAACAGACACAGCAGCUCCUGUAAACCAACUGGUUCAGAAAGAACAAAAACAAGAAGGUUCGGUGACGUGGAAAACUUACCAUGCUUACAUUAAGGCCUCCGGAGGUUUCCUAUUAUCGUUCUUCAUUGUGCUGCUCUUCGUCUUGAUGAUUGGCUGUUCGGCGUUCAGCAACUGGUGGUUGAGUUUUUGGCUGGAACAGGGCUCAGGGGCGAACUGCAGCUUUGCAGCGAACACAACUUGCAACGCAGGAAGCAUCACCGAUAACCCAAAUCUGCACUUCUAUCAGCUGAUCUACGGCAUGAGCAUGGUCGCCAUGAUAGUUCUGAGCAUCAUCAAAGGUUUUGUUUUCACCAAGACAACGCUAAAAGCUUCAUCAUUUCUCCAUGACACCAUGUUUCGCAAGAUCUUACAGAGUCCAAUGAGCUUCUUUGAUAUGACUCCCACUGGCAGACUAAUGAACCGUUUUUCGAAGGAUAUGGAUGAAUUGGACGUGAGGCUCCCAUUUCACGCUGAGAUUUUUCUACAGCAGUUUUUUAUGGUGGUCUCCAUCCUCGUCAUAAUUGCUGUUGUGUUUCCUUUCCUCCUCAUCGUCGUGGCUGUCAUAACGAUUAUUUUCAUUCUUCUCUUCCACAUUUUUCAGAGGGCCAUCCGUGAACUAAAACGAGUGGAAAACAUGAGCAGGUCUCCUUGGUUCUCUCUGAUAACUUCUUCGGUCCAAGGUCUUAGUACGAUUCAUGCCUACAACAAGAAGGAUGCUUAUAUCGCCCGAUUUAAAGAGUUGAAUGACGAGAACUCGGGCCACUUCAUGCUGUUUAACUGCGCACUGCGGUGGUUUGCCCUUAGGACCGACGUCCUCAUGAACACCGUGACCUUGAUCGUAGCCCUCUUUGUGGUCCUCUCCCCUUCUUCUAUUAGUGCCGCAGCCAAAGGCUUGGCUUUGUCUUACAUUAUUCAGUUAAGUGGACUCCUUCAGGUGUGUGUAAGAACCGGAACCGAGACUGAAGCUAAAUUUACUUCUGUUGAACAAGUCAUGGAAUAUAUCACGACCUGCGUUCCUGAGGCCAAAGAGGGUGCCAGACUUGUCAGCCCUUCCCCAAACUGGCCAGACCAGGGAGAAAUCACGUUUAAAGGCUAUCACAUGAAAUACAGAGAAAACAGCCCCUUGGUUCUCAUUGACAUAAAUCUGAGCAUCCACGGCAGAGAAAAAAUUGGGAUUGUUGGCCGGACAGGCUCUGGUAAAUCAUCAUUAGGGGUAGCCCUGUUUCGACUUGUAGAACCCGCUGCCGGCACCAUCCUGAUCGACGGGGUCAACAUUUGUACAAUAAGUUUGGAAUCUCUCCGGACGAAGCUUUCAGUCAUUCCUCAAGAUCCCGUUCUGUUUGUAGGUACAGUAAGGUAUAACUUAGAUCCUUUUAACAACUAUACAGAUGAUCAAAUCUGGCAAGCACUGGACGGAACAUUUAUGCAAAGCACAGUUUCCAAACUGCCAGGAAAGCUUCAGGCAGAAGUUGUUGAGAAUGGAGAAAAUUUCUCCGUGGGGGAACGGCAGCUACUCUGUAUGGCAAGAGCCCUCCUUCGAAAUUCCAGAAUCAUACUUCUGGAUGAGGCCACAGCCUCCAUUGAUUCUGAGACAGACACGAAAAUUCAGCAGACCAUCAAAGAAGCUUUCAAAGACUGCACAGUUCUGACCAUCGCUCAUCGUAUAAACACCGUCCUUGAAUGUGAUCGCAUUUUAGUUAUGGACAACGGAAAGGUAUCCGAAUUUGGCAAGCCGGAUGAGCUCACACAGAAUCCCGACUCUGCAUUUGCAUCACUUUUGGCCGCCAUGAACAAAAUUACAUCAUAGAAACAAAAAAAGUCAUAUUUGGUGUUUGCUUUUUCGGCCCCGCGGACAUUAUGGAGGAGAAGAGAAAAAAGGAAAAAACAAUCUAGUAUCCAAACCACCAUCAACAAAGGAAUAUAAUAAGCUUUGUUGUAGGGUCAUGUCUAUGAGGAACUUUGGAAACUUGGUAUAAUUCUAGAUGUCCAAACGAAGAAUGGAAUGAGGAAAAUAAGAAGUUUCAGGCCGAUAUACACAUCAAUGGACCACUGAUUUUGUAUCACGUUCAAAGUUUUUUUUUAAAAAAAAUAGCCUCUUCUAUGGAAACACAAAUAUGUUAAAAUGGCUAUUUGGUCAAUAAACAUUCUAGAGGGGCAUUAUCUUAGAUGCUUAGCAUCCAAGAAGAAUGAACUAUUUAUAGUCCAACACAAAUAAAUGACAUAAAGCUCAAUAAUGCAGUCUUAAUGUCCCCGAUUCAGCCGUAGUAGACAUGGCUCUUGAAACCAAUGGAGUAAGUUAACAGUGGCAAAAGCAAGUGUCACUGAGUUCCAUAGAACUUAGAGUGGGACCACAAGUGACGCCUGACACAGGUUGGACACUUGUCAGCUCCCUUCAAGUUUUGAUGGGAAAUGUAGGCAUCCUGGUCUUGCAGCUUGACUCUCCAACUGCUGUCCAAUGCACUUUCAACUGUCACUUGUCCAACAUUCCGCCAAGCUGCCUACAUUUCCCAUCAAAACUUGAGGGAAGCUGACAAGUGUCCAAUCUGUGUCAGGCGUCACUUGUGGUCCCGCUCUUAGUCACACCUAGCAUUUGCUUGUCAAGAACCAGUAUAGUUCUGGAGAAUUUUGGGGAGCUUUUAGCUGAUGAAAUCCAAGGGGCUCAAAUGGGAUUUAAGCAGCCUGGCUGUGUGCAGGAUUGCGGCCUUUAUUUUUUGCAUGCAGUUCAAUGUAUGCAAUAAAAAUAUGUUGUAACA
Eublepharis macularius is the source of this 5302-nucleotide messenger RNA. Its product is annotated as ATP-binding cassette sub-family C member 12-like. Bases 97 to 4356 code for a protein of 1419 amino acids. Gene Ontology annotation, biological process: transmembrane transport. NCBI's taxonomy places the organism in Eukaryota, Metazoa, Chordata, Lepidosauria, Squamata, Eublepharidae. Gene Ontology annotation, cellular component: membrane. Gene Ontology annotation, molecular function: ABC-type transporter activity; ATP hydrolysis activity; ATP binding. The transcript has 31 exons. The record is from RefSeq and is a predicted model, not a curated record.